This is a messenger RNA of Naumovozyma dairenensis CBS 421, 2727 nucleotides long. RefSeq names its product glucose sensor (gene SNF3). NCBI's taxonomy places the organism in Eukaryota, Fungi, Ascomycota, Saccharomycetes, Saccharomycetales, Saccharomycetaceae. Gene Ontology annotation, molecular function: carbohydrate:proton symporter activity. Gene Ontology annotation, cellular component: membrane. Gene Ontology annotation, biological process: transmembrane transport; carbohydrate transport. The coding region runs from base 1 to 2727 and encodes 908 amino acids. The record is from RefSeq and is a predicted model, not a curated record. The transcript has a single exon.
AUGGAAGUAGAUAGCGACAAUACGAACCGUCAAGCUGUUAUCGACCGUGAAAGAAGAGGCUUUCUGAACAAAGCUAUCAAAAGAGUUACAAAGUCGUUAUUAUCAGGGCAACAAAAAUCUCCAUCUGAAGGUUCUGAAACUACCACCGCGUAUAGCACACCAAUUACAUUUAACGAAAAUCGACAACAACCUAUAUUAAAUGGGCUAUCACAUAUUAAUGACCUGCCGUUAUCCAGAAUAUCAGAAGGAAAUGAAAAUUCGGAUUCAUUAUCAGAUGAUGAAUCAUUUUUAUUUUCAACACCACCACAAAAACAAAGGAAAAUAGCAUCAAUCCUUGUAGGUGUAUUUGUUGCUGUCGGUGGAUUCCUUUUCGGCUACGAUACUGGUUUAAUAAAUAGUAUAACAGAAAUGAACUACGUGAAGACCCAUCUGACACCAAAUCAUGAAUAUUUUACAUCAACAGAGAUGUCCAUUCUAGUAUCCUUCUUAUCGCUAGGUACUUUUAUCGGCGCCUUAUCUGCACCUAUAAUAUCGGAUUCUUAUGGUAGAAAGCUAACAAUUAUGAUGAGUACAAUAAUUAUCUUUUCAAUUGGUAAUUCUUUGCAAGUAGGGGCAUCAGGAAUGGUUUUGCUGGUUGUAGGUCGUGUCAUAUCUGGGCUGGGAAUAGGUUUGAUAUCUGCAGUAGUACCGCUAUAUCAAGCGGAGGCAGCUCAUAAAUCUUUAAGAGGUGCUAUCAUUUCGACAUACCAAUGGGCUAUUACCUGGGGACUUCUAGUUUCAAGCGCUGUUGCUCAAGGUACACAUAACAGAACUGAUGCAACAUCGUACAGAUUACCCCUUGGAUUACAAUACGUCUGGUCUUUUAUCUUGGCAAUAGGUAUGAUUUUUCUCCCAGAAAGUCCCAGAUAUUAUGUUUUAAAGGAUGAAUUAGAUAAGGCGGCUGAAGCGUUGUCAUUUUUGAGAAGAGUUCCGAUUCAUGAUUCUGGGUUAUUAGAGGAGUUGGUUGAAAUUAAAGCAACAUACGAUUACGAAUCGUCAUUCGGUUCCACAACGUUUUGGGAUUGUUUCUUAACUACGAAAACAAGGCCCAAACAAACUUUAAGAAUGUUUACGGGGAUUGCAAUACAAGCAUUUCAACAGUUUUCUGGAAUCAAUUUCAUAUUUUACUAUGGUGUCAAUUUUUUCAACGACACAGGUGUACAUAAUAGUUAUUUGGUUUCAUUUAUAUGUUAUGCUGUUAAUGUGAUAUUCAAUGUUCCUGGGAUGAUCCUUGUUGAAUUUUUCGGUAGGAGAAAAGUAUUAUUGACUGGUGGUGUUUUAAUGUUUAUGUCAAACUUCAUCAUUGCCAUUGUUGGUUCUUCUGUCGAAUCAGUCGUCGCAGAUAAAGUAAUGAUUGCGUUCAUAUGUUUAUUCAUUGCUGCAUUUUCUGCUACAUGGGGUGGUGUUGUUUGGGUUAUAUCAGCCGAGCUAUAUCCAUUAGGCAUUAGAUCAAAAUGCACUGCAAUUUGUGCCGCAGCAAACUGGCUUGUUAAUUUCAUUUGUGCCUUAAUUACUCCAUAUAUUGUUGAUACUGGUUCUCACACUUCUACGUUGGGUCCGAAAAUUUAUUUUAUAUGGGGGAGCUUGAAUGCACUUGCUACAGUUGUAGUUUACUUUACUGUUUAUGAGACGAAAGGAUUGACAUUGGAGCAGAUUGAUGAGCUAUAUAGCAAAAGUUCGAAUAGUUUGCAAUCUACCAGAUGGAAUAAGAGAAUCAAGGAAGAAUCCAUAAGUUUAAUUGAUGAGCGUAAACAAAGGAUUGUUCAAGCAAAAUAUGAAGCUGCAAAUGUUGCUACAAAUGAUAAUAAAACAAGCCAAGCGAACACUAUUGUUGAUGAAUCAGGGAUAGUUAAUCCCCUCAAAAAUAUGCCACAUCCAUCACUCGUUCCUACACCGUUAGGCAGUGAAUUUCAAGUAGCAACUCAAGAUCAUCAUGAUACUAUACCAAAUAUAAACGCAUCACCAAUAACAGAAACUGAUCCGGAUAUUAGAGACCUAGAAAAUAAUUAUGUCGAUUUAGGAAAUGGGCUAGCAUUAAAUACCUAUACGAGAGGGCCGCCAUCUUUGUCAACAGACUCAGAUGGAACAGAAACAGAAAUUACCGGCGAGGGAACCACAUCACAACAAUGGAGUGAAGAUAGGCAACAUAUGGAUCAGUUGAAUGAUUACAUGGCUCAGCUUAUCCAAAGCGAUUCAAGCGCUACUGGCAACAGCUUAGGCCAAAACACUAUAGGAACUAAUUUGGUAGGAAGAACCGUCCGAACUAAUUCUGAUUUAGACAAUUUCAACAUGGACAGAGGAUUUCUCAGACCAGUGACUACCCAAAGUCAGUCACGAUCAAUGCCUGAUAAUUACCUUGAUUUGGGGAAUGGAUUAGGCUUGAAUACAUAUAAUCGGGGCCCACCAUCAAUACUGAUGGAUUCUUCAGAAGAAGAACUUGAUUUGGGUGAGGACCACUCUACUGCUAAUUAUCUAGAAAUCAUUGGAAGACAUGAUAACGAUAUCAGCGCAUAUGUGGCUCCGUUGACACAAAAUAAUACAGAUAAUAUUCAGACUUCACCAAACUCUACGCUAAAACCUACAUUUGAGGAUACUCCUCAAGAAAAUGGCACAACGAAUCUGGAUAAUAAUUAUGCACUCGUUCGCAAAACUCAAACAUCCUCAGAGCAACAGCAUAGAUCCACGUAA